UCCAACCAAACCAUUCCCCAAAUCCUCCCGCCCAAACCCCCACGCAAAUUUCCCCAUCUCCCUCACUCCCUCCUAAAAUCCACCCAAAUUUCCCCUAUAAAAUCCACCCAAAUUCACCUCUCCACCGCAGCAAUCCUCCCCGGUGAAUUCCAAUUCGAAAGCACCAAACCCCUCGUAGCAGCAACAGCAGCAGCAGAGUCUUCUUUCUCUCCGGCGGCGAUGUCUGGGCGCGGCAAGGGUGGCAAGGGGCUCGGCAAGGGCGGGGCAAAGCGCCACCGCAAGGUGCUCCGCGACAACAUCCAGGGGAUCACGAAGCCGGCGAUCCGGAGGCUGGCGAGGAGGGGAGGCGUGAAGCGUAUCUCCGGGCUCAUCUACGAGGAGACCCGCGGCGUGCUCAAGAUCUUCCUCGAGAACGUUAUCCGCGACGCCGUCACCUACACCGAGCACGCCCGCCGCAAGACCGUCACCGCCAUGGACGUCGUCUACGCGCUCAAGCGCCAGGGACGCACCCUCUACGGAUUCGGCGGCUGAGCGCGUCCCGUCCCUCGUCCGCUGCUGCUGCUGGGUGCUGCCGCUGCUUGUUCUUUCCGGUUCCCUGUGCUGUGCUUUUGCUUUGGCGUUGCAGAGGGAUAAGAGAUCCGUAGUUCUGUGCUGUGAUCCUUGGGCGGUGGUUGUGAUGUAUUGAUCGAGCUAUGGUUCGACUCCCAGUUGUAUCCCUGUUCGUUUCCUUGACGGUAAUGGAAUGUUAAUUCCGGUCGGCUAGCAA
Molecule: messenger RNA, 766 nt
Organism: Phragmites australis (common reed)
Lineage: Eukaryota; Viridiplantae; Streptophyta; Magnoliopsida; Poales; Poaceae
Product: histone H4
Exons: 1
Coding region: 220-531 (103 amino acids)
Biological process (GO): nucleosome assembly
Cellular component (GO): nucleosome
Molecular function (GO): protein heterodimerization activity; DNA binding; structural constituent of chromatin
Source: RefSeq, a predicted model, not a curated record